Molecule: messenger RNA, 2565 nt
Organism: Symbiodinium sp. CCMP2592
Lineage: Eukaryota; Dinophyceae; Suessiales; Symbiodiniaceae
Source: the annotation of a GenBank genome assembly
AUGUUGGAUGGGGGAACGGGGCGACGGUGGCACCAUAGUGGCCACAGCUUGCAUGAGCGAGUCAGGCAUGUGCUGGUCAUCUUGGUCCUGCUGCCAACUUGCUGUCUCCUCGGUCUCCGAACUAUCCGAUGGCUCACCGGCGCAGGGGUGCGGCGGCACCGUGAUGGUAUGCAAGCCACUGAGGAGGAGGCUGGCAUGCUCUUCGGACUGACACAGGACGGCAAGGUCUUUUUCCGGCCCGACGAGAAAGACACGGCCUUUGUACAGCUGCGUGGGGAGCCUUGCGGCGGCGUUUGGGGGCAGCCGAUCGAUGUAGAUGCUUCGUCUCGUGCAAUCUGGGUGGUAUGCGAGAAGGAGUACAUGACGUCGAAGGGGACGCAGAUGGAGCACUUCCUUUUCGCCAAGUGGGGCUGGUCGACCACCAACAACCACGUAUGGUGGCACAUGAUGAGAGGCGGCAACGUUGUGCAGUUGGAUGCCGACGACGACGCCAUGUGGGGCUUGGACAACGACGGUUACAUCCUCUGGAGACCAGCAGGUGAUGUGGGCAAGCACAGCCGUUGGUUGCGUGUCGAUGGUCCACCUGACAUCGCUUUCAAGCUGAUCGCAGCAGACAACAACGAGGGAGGAACCUGGCUGUGGUGCAUCGACAUGGAAGACCGUGUGUGGCGAAGGUCGCCGGGCGACUACCACCUUACGAACACGCAUGGCAAGUGGACUCAUUAUGACAAUGAGGGCAGAGAGUUCUGGGAGAAGCCUCACGGAUCCGUUUUGAAGGAUCUGAAGGCGAAUCAAGGUUGGGCCAUGGCUGUCGACGACAAGGGGAAUCUGUUGAAACGGAGUAUCGAUGGGAGCUGCUGCGACGAUGGAGAGAACCCGAACAUUUCCCACAUCCGCUGCUGGUGCAUGGAGCCAUUAGCCCCGAGGCUGUCCGCAGUUACCGACAACGGCGACCACGGCCUCGGCUUCUACUUUCCUUCCUUGCAGCAUAAGCAAGACAACGGAUGGUGGGCAGCCACGGCGAACCGGUGGCUUGAGCUUCUGACCAGUCGAGACGAUGGCCACAACGCGGAUAGCCCACACGAAGCCUCUCAGUAUUUCUCCUACCACUGCAAGCCGCAGGAAGUCGACCAUUGCGCUGGCCUUGACGAGAGCAUCUCCGAUUUCCUCCAGGGCUGGAAGAAGGUCUCGCGCACGCCCUGGCAGAAUUGGGAUUGGGCCAAGCUGAAGGACGAGUAUGGCCACUGCAGCGGGUCGAGCACUGUUUGUCAGAGGCCACUCAAGCACUACGGAGCAUUCCGCGAGCGCUUCAUGCAGAAUUUGUUCUGCUGCUCGCGGCAUCUUCAGACAUCGGACGAUGUCGGCUGCGACUCCCCGAUUUGCAAAGCCUACGACAUGACCUGUCCGGGAUCUAGGCUGCUCACCUCUGACUUGGAUUGCACGGUCUACCACUCCAGGGAUCCGGGCACUUUGAUUCAGAACAUGAGCCUCCUUGCUGCAGAACGCUUGGCGACGCAUGUCGGGGUGGAUCGGCCGGAUCUCUCAGUGCUUUUCGAUGUCUCCCUCUACGGGACUUGGACUUGGAUCCCGGACGAAGUGUUUAGCCGCUUUGAUUGGCCGGCCUCCUCCAAGUCGCUCUUCGAACGUGUGGAGGGCAAGGAGGGCGCUGCUGUGUGGGUCUUCCGACGGAAGUGCACGAACUCAGCCCGCCAGGCUAUCUUGAACAAGGUCAAGCGGAUGAUUCACGUCGGGGCCGAGGACAUUACGAGCGAAAACCUGGAUGAGCUGACUGUGGCCUUGCAACGCUUCGUCGGAAACCUCGCAGAAGGCAGCUACGGCUAUGGGCGUUACAUGCGUGAUUGGGAUCGGCUCUACCAGGAUUUCCGUGCGGUGUCCAGCGUUCAACGAGAGGGAUACCUCACCUAUGCAGCUACCCUGGAGGUGGUCGGACGGCAGCAGGUCGGUCUGCCCACGACUUUCGCAGAGGACUACCAGUGCAUGCGGCAGGUCAGCUUUCUCGAGCAGCUGGCUUUCAUCGCUCAGCACAUUCAGGUGGACGUCCCCGACGACAUCUGCGAAAGCACUUUCGACAAGGACAUCACCCGCAUGUUGCUCAAGUCAGGGAAAUACUUCGAUCGUCUCUUGGAGGUGGACGGCCCCGGCUACGACGAGGGUCGCAUCGCCAGGAGUCGGGCUACGACCCAUGGCGACAACUCAGUUCUCUGGCGCGUCCUGGAGACCGUCUACGGCUCGAACCACCUGGGUGCAGUGGUCAACGAUAUGUGCAGCUGGGAUCCAGCCUCAUCUUUGUCCAUGACGACCAGCGCCUUCGAUGAUGCAGAAGUGCGUCGCAGGUCAUGCAUGGACAUCGCCACCUGGGGCAAUGCUGUGCGGCACAUGGACGCCUUCCGCCGAGAUACAGGCAGUGACAUGGAGAGCGGAGACCUCAUCCGUCCCAUGGUUCAAGCACUCUUCACUUGCCUCGUCCACCCAAAUGCCACAACAGAGGGCACCAUCACCGUCAAGGCACGCUGCAGUUUAGCAUUUAGGGGGCUUCUGUUGUGA